This is a messenger RNA of Sphaeramia orbicularis (orbiculate cardinalfish), 405 nucleotides long. RefSeq lists its product as uncharacterized. NCBI's taxonomy places the organism in Eukaryota, Metazoa, Chordata, Actinopteri, Kurtiformes, Apogonidae. The transcript has a single exon. The coding region runs from base 1 to 405 and encodes 134 amino acids. The record is from RefSeq and is a predicted model, not a curated record.
AUGAUGGAAGACCAGGACAAGAAAGACCAGGACAAAAAAGACCAGAAUGAGAAAGACCACAAUGAGAAAGACCAGGACAAAAAAGACCAGAAUGAGAAAGACCAGGACAAGAAAGACCAGGACAAAAAAGACCGGGAUGAGAAAGACCAGGACAACAAAGACCGGGAUGAGAAAGACCAGGACAAAAAAGACCGGGAUGAGAAAGACCAGGACAAAAAAGACCAGAAUGAGAAAGACCAGGACAAGAAAGACCGGGAUGAGAAAGACCAGGACAAAAAAGACCGGGAUGAGAAAGACCAGGACAAAAAAGACCGGGAUGAGAAAGACCAGGACAAUAAAAAAACGAAGAUGAUAAAAAAAAAAAAAAAAAAAAAAAAAAAACACGAUAAACACCCGAACGAUUAA